This is a messenger RNA of Yamadazyma jaroonii, 963 nucleotides long. The record is from the annotation of a GenBank genome assembly. Lineage: Eukaryota; Fungi; Ascomycota; Pichiomycetes; Serinales; Debaryomycetaceae.
AUGGAAGUUAAGACUAAGGGGAGGAAGAAAGAUUCCAUUGAACAGUUCAUAAGUCAACCACAAAUGUUUGUUGAAAAUGGGCUCUCCCAAUUACGUUAUAUGAUUUUAAUUGAAGGUUUAUCAAUACCCAAAGGUUAUGAUCUGUGCCCUUAUAGAAACGUUGUUUGGACUAUACUAAGUAGAAUACCUGUGAUUCCAACUCAAGAGUACUUAUCUUUAAUAUCUAUGGCAUCUGAAGAUUUAAGUCCAGAAAUUCAACAAAAGAUUCGUAAUGAUACUUUUAGAACAUUAAUGAAUGAUAGACAAUUUCAUAAUAAAGUACUGGAAAACUCAUUAAUUCGUAUAUUAUCAGCCAUGGCUAUAUCAACUAAUCAUUCUACAAAUGGAAAGGGUGGUUAUGUUCAAGGACUAAAUGUAUUAUUGGCUCCUAUUGCCUAUACUUGUUCAAAAUCUGAACCUCAAGCUUUUGCAAUCUUGAAUCAUUUGGUGACUAAACAAAUACCUUUAUACGUAACUCCAAGCUUGGAUGGUGUUCAUACGGGUUUAUCAUUAAUUGAUGUGAUAUUAAAGAUCAUAGAUCCAUCAUUGAGUGAAUUUCUUGCAUCAAAGUUCUUGAAACCUGAAAUUUAUGCUUUCCCUUCGGUUUUAACUUUAUGUGCAUGUACCCCAUCGUUGAACUCAGUUUUGAAAUUAUGGGAUUUUUUAUUUGCUUAUGGAACUCAUAUGAAUUUACUUUUCAUUGUUGCUCAAUUGAUAAAAAUGAGAUCAAAGAUCUUAAGUUCCCCCCAACCGAUGAAAUUAUUAAGAAACUUCCCCAGUCUAGAUGAAAAUGAAAUCAUCAAAUUGAGUUUAAGUUUUGUUCCUGAAUUACCUGAAGACCUUUAUGACCUCAUAGUAAGGCAUGGCUUUGACCCUAAUGUUCCUGAAGAACUAAAGAUAUUCCUUAAAAACAAUAAGAUUUAA